AUGGAUUCAGCCAGGGUAACUGUAGGAAGUUUAAAUGCAGGAAUCCAAGGUGGUAAACCUCUUAAAAAUACAUUCAAAAAUCAAAUAAAGGAUGAAUUGCUUUUAAAUAAUUUUAAUAAAAAUGAUAUAUUAUGUUUACAAGAGAUUGAUAGAGAUUUUCAGGAUUUCGAGAACUAUGGAAAUUUAAAAAAUAAAACAGUUAUUGAAGAAUUUGAAGCUAAGAGUGGUACAAGACUCCAUAUUGUUUCGUUUAAACAUAAGGACGUUUACUUUGUAGUAAUUAAUUGCCAUAUACCACAAAAGAAAUCACAAAAUAGUGCUUCGGAAAAUUUUUUUAUUUUGGAAAGAUUGGUAUCAAAACUUAUUGAAAAAAAUAUUCCUUUUUUAAUUGCUGGUGAUAUAAAUCAUAAUAGAACUCAAAUAAAAGAGAAAUUAGGAAAUGAAAUUUCUUUUGCAAAUGAUAAAGAUAUAGAAACAACAACUGGUAGAAACUCGAUUGAUAACAUAAUGUAUUCCUCUAACAGCAAAUCAUUAGGUUUUAAAGUAUUGAAAAAUGCAACAACAUCCUCAGAAGAAGCAAAAAUCAAUCAUUAUGCUAUAAGAUCAACUUUUAAACUUACAAAAGGUACUAAAUUGUAUAAAGGUGAUAUCCAAAGAUUAUAUGACCUUUGUUACAAUCAAUGGAACCACCCAACUCAACAUAUAAAUAUUGUAGAAGAAAAGUCAAGAAAAAAACAAAAUGGUAAACAAGACAUAAUAAAAAUUGAAAUUCCCAUUCCUGAACGAUGUUCAAAGGUAAAAUCAAAAUUCAAGAAAAAAAACAACAAAAAAUGGAGUGCCAAGAAAUUCCAUAGAAAAUAUUUUGCUAAUGUAGAGUGUUGUUAUGCAACCUUGUUAAAAUUCUUUAGAAGUGAAACCAAUAAUUCAAAUUGCAAAACCGCAUUAUGUAAUUAUUUAAAAUAA
Dictyostelium discoideum AX4 is the source of this 963-nucleotide messenger RNA. RefSeq lists its product as hypothetical. The transcript is spliced from 2 exons. The record is from RefSeq and is a predicted model, not a curated record. Lineage: Eukaryota; Evosea; Eumycetozoa; Dictyosteliales; Dictyosteliaceae. Bases 1 to 963 code for a protein of 320 amino acids.